Ramularia collo-cygni is the source of this 3540-nucleotide messenger RNA. RefSeq lists its product as uncharacterized. The transcript has a single exon. The record is from RefSeq and is a predicted model, not a curated record. NCBI's taxonomy places the organism in Eukaryota, Fungi, Ascomycota, Dothideomycetes, Mycosphaerellales, Mycosphaerellaceae. The coding region runs from base 1 to 3540 and encodes 1179 amino acids.
AUGGCAGCUGUGACGAGGGAACAGAGGUCAGGUGCGGAAAGGGGAAGAGUGUCUUCGCCGAUACACAGGAAUGUGACGUCGUCGCCCUCGGCACGAAACAAUGGAGAGCUGCCCAGAUCAGCCUCCUACACAUACUUGGGUCCUGCCAAAGAAGGCGCAUACGAGCGGUACGGUCAGCCCAACAUUGUAGAAAUCAGGAUUCCGCCUGCCAACCACGUCGCACACUCGAGCGACACCUCAGACCUCUCACCACCAAAGACCCUCGAGCCAGCCACAUCCGGGUGCCCCACGCCCGAUGAGCGCGCGGGUGCCCUUGCACCACCCCAGGUCUUCAACAUCAUUGAUCAGAUACGAGAAGGGAAUGCGGAGGGCCAGCGAGCUCAGCGUACCGAGGACAAUCGAAGCAGCCUCGAGUCUUCCAUAAGGGAUUCUCGAACCAGUCUCGAGUCAAAUCAUACAGUCUCUACAGCGGCAAGCACUCCGGUCUCCACCCAAAGGCCCUCCAUCAGCACCAAGUCGUUUUCGCGCCCGUUUUUCAAGCGGCAAUCAUGGCACCAGUCGACCUCGUCAACACCGUCUCGCUCACCGUCGCCGGUCAAAGCGGCCAGCACAUUCUCGUCCGAUGAGGCUAUCGCAGAUAUCGAAUCAAAUCUGGAGCAGCUUGAAGGCGGCCGGAGGAAAUCGCUCGUGCGAAGACUAUCGGUACGGCUGUCAAAAGAUGGCAGACCAAAAAAGGACAUGUCAAGCUCGGGAGAUGAGGACAGCGGAAAGCCCGGAACUCACAAACCAGCUUUCUUGCGAAGAAGAAGCUCACGUUCAGGCUCUGCGAUCCCCAAAGUCACGUCCUCCGAAUCUGCAUUGCCACAUGUACCUCCGGUUCCUGCUCUACCCAAGCUGCCAAAGUCGUUUUCGACUGAUCGCUUGCCCGGCCUCCGAAUGGGUAAUGUCACGACAGAUCGAGCGGCGCCAGUGCCCAGGAUGCUCACCCCAGAUAAGGAGCACAGAUCAAAUCCACUCUCGAUCAUGAGGAAGAAGGACGAACUAUGGGGUGUCUUCCGUUCCUUGGACGCUGAUCAUGCAAAGUUCUCCGCAAAGUCCUCGGCAUUCAAAGCAAACGUAGUGCGAAAUUCACUGAUUCCAUUUCUGCGGACAUAUGCUACACAUCCAUCAAACAAGACCCUCCGGCCCGAAGAUUUAGAUCGCAGGGCGAACAUAUUGAACAAAUGGUGGACUGGUCUCAUUGAACUGCUUCACGGGAGGAAUAACCAAUCCAUAUCAGGCACAGAUCGGCCAGUCAUCUUGGACGGCGUAUCUGGAAUAAUGGAACGACCAGAAUGGAGGCUCUCCCCGUCGCCUUUCUGCCCACUCAGUGACCGUGUCAAAAUGUCAGUGGCCGGGAGCCAGUCCAGCACAUCUUUAGGCUCCAUGUCUACCUCGUCGGACUUUCUCUCAGAGUCAGUACACCACAACGUUCGCAACAUCUUUGUUCAAAACUUGAGCUCCCAAAUGGCUUUUGUGGUUGACAAAAUGUCAUUGCGGCAAGCUUCUGCCAGCCUGGUGGCAUUUUGCGGCAAAGCGUGUGCGUAUGCGUUCAUGUUCGUCCCUGGAAUGGCCGAUGUUUUGGUCCGCCUGUGGGACCUCUCCAUGGACACUAUACGUCGCGUGUUGUCCGAAAGUGGAAUCGAGAAAUUUGAUCAAAUGGACGAAAUCAGCGAUCAGCUCAACAACUUCCCGCCGGCUCUGCAUCAACUUGGGUUCACUUCUUUGAUGAAGCUUGUACGCCGAUUAAGAACGCCGCCGCCUCUGCCUCUCGGAACCUGUCACAUUGAUUGGUGGGGUCGCUGGGUAGAUCGAUGGAGUGGACGCGAGAGCGAUCUGUUCUACGUGUUCGUCAAGCAGUUCCAUGUCCUCACGACUGAGUUUUUGAGCCCCGAGUCGACAGGAAAGCAACAGAUUUGCGCGCCUGGCCUUCUCCUUGUACAUUCACAAAUACUGGCCAAUCUCGAUGACACGAUUCAUCGCGAAGCCAACCAAGCGAGCCAUGGCGCCGCUGCCUCCAACUCGUCCACAACAUUUGACGAACUUCUAGGCGACGUUGACGCCACGGCAUCGACAUUUCCAAUACUACAAAAUAAUGCUGUAAGACUAAUGGCCGAGAAUAGGCUGAUAAUGUUAAUUCGCGACUUUCUUUCCGAUCGAACCUCGGACCAUCCGAUCGCAAGGGAGCUGUUCGCACAAUCUUUCAAUCGCUUGUUGCAGGCUGCAACCCGGGGGACGUCAAUGUUCGAUCACAACGCCUGCUACACUCUGCUCGACUUUCUUGAGGAGGCUUUGGUGAUCCUCGUUCGAUAUGAACAGUUGAGAGACGAAGGCUCCUUGAUCGAUUCGGCUUUCUGGCAAAUCGUCUGUCGGCGCAUGAUUGAUAGCGAGAAUACGAUGACCGAGAUCCGUCUAUACGCCUUUUUGCACACAGUGUGGAAUGCGCUGGUACCGGACAAGGGUCGCAAAGCCGAACUGUGUUURAACGUCUUGCUGGAUCCUGAGGUGUUCGAGAGCAGGUUCAAUCAUUGGUGUCCAAUGGUACGAGCGUACUUUAUGCGUUUGAUCUGCUGGCGUGUGGGACGGUUUGACGGAGAUGAAGAUGGCGAAGACCUGGACAUUCUGGAGAUCAUGCGGGAGAGGUUACAGACGACAUGGUCACACUACGUCUUCCUGUGCAACCAGGCGGAGCGCGACCAUGGAUUACUUCCGGUAACAGUCCCAUGCAAUCCAGCGCCAGGUCGUAGACUUCUCAUAGUGCGGACCGACAACCAGGUCACGCACCACAAUACGUUCCUCUCCUUUGAUGGCAUCCUGCGCGCCGGCGAGUCGCCGACGCAAUCCAAAGAGCCAGCCUGGAAGCGGGCGUCCAUGGCAGCAACUCUCAUCGAUACCAUGGAUAUGCGGCCAGGGUCAGCUUCCUCGUCUUUCGUUGAGUCCGAGUCCGAUUCGCAGGAGAAAGGCAUAGGUGGCUUUCUCCGCAAGAUGAUGGGCGGCAAAGCGAAGCCCAAAACGCAAGGCACCAACAAACGCGUCAGUUUAGAAGACCAGCCUAUACCUGUCUCUACGGCAUCACAGGCCAUCACCGGAGCCGCCACGACCGAUGAAAAUUCCUCACCAUCUGACACUCCUACGAAGCCAAGCUCGGCUCAAGCUGCACCAUUCCGAAGUCUCAGCUUCAAGUUCUCGCUCGAAUUUCAACCUAGCAGCAAAGCUCAAGGACCUUUGCGUCUUUUCCCACCACGUCUCCCACUGGCAGCGCAGCUUUUCGUCCAACGUGCGUCGACGAAGCCCAAACCAGACGGCACGACUUUUCCGAUGCAACCUACUGGUGAGAGCGCGGUUCGGGCGAGAUAUUCGGGGCGUGCUCUAGCCGAGUGGGCGAUCGUGGUUGGAGAGUGUCAGAGCUUCUUUGAGAGGAGGAAGAAGGAGGGUGUACCCAGCGAGAAGCAGGUGGAGACACCAACGCUCGGGGUGGAAGUUUUUAAGAGACCUGGCUGA